Molecule: messenger RNA, 1834 nt
Organism: Aegilops tauschii subsp. strangulata
Lineage: Eukaryota; Viridiplantae; Streptophyta; Magnoliopsida; Poales; Poaceae
Product: desmethyl-deoxy-podophyllotoxin synthase
Molecular function (GO): iron ion binding; heme binding; monooxygenase activity
Source: RefSeq, a predicted model, not a curated record
ACGAGCUGCAAGAAAAGACAAUAUGGCAGCUAUCUGGAUCUGAGAUCUGACCCACCACACCACCAGUCGCCAUGGAAAUGGACCAACUCUCCUACGGAAGCUUGUGCGGGAUGGCUGUAGCCACGGCUCUCUUGUGGUUGAUCCUGAGGCAGGCUCUGGGCGUCGUGGGUGGCAAGGAGGACACAGGAGGAGCCGAAGCUAAUAAGCUUCCUCCAGGUCCAUGGACGCUUCCCGUCAUCGGCAGCCUGCACCACCUCGUGGGCACGAAACUGCCGCCGCACCGCGCGCUGCUCCAGCUAUCCCGCCGGCACGGCCCGCUGAUGCUGCUGAGGCUCGGCGAGGUGCCCAACGUCAUCGUGUCCAGCCCGGAGGCGGCGAUGGAGGUGCUCAAGACGAACGACCUCGCCUUCGCGACCCGUCCGUGCGGCCCCACGAUGGACAUCGUCAGCUGCGGGGGCAAGGGCCUCCUGGCGCCCUACGGCGAGCACUGGCGGCAGAUGCGGAAGGUGUGCGUCACGGAGGUGCUCAGCGCGCGGCAGGUGCGGCGGAUCGAGUCCAUCCAGCGAGGCGAGGCCGCGCGCCUCGUGGAGUCGGUCUCGGCCGCCGCCACGGCCUGCGCCGUCGUCGACGUCGGCAAGGGGCUGGCCGAGCUGGCGGGCAACAUCAUCGCCGGGGCGGUGUUCGGCGGGAGGUUCCCGCAGCAGGAGGCGCACCUCCGCGAGAUGGACGCGCUGUCGGCUCUGGUGGGAGGUUUCGGCCUGGUGGACCUGUUCCCAUCGUCGCGGCUGGCGCGGUGGCUGAGCAGCAGCACGCGCGACGUGAGGAGGAGCCAUGCCCGGGUGCAGCGCAUCCUGGACGACAUCAUCCAGGAUCGCAAGGAGAAGAAACCCACAGCUGCUGCUGCCUCUCCCGCUGCUCGAGACAGCGAAGACUUGCUGGACGUGCUCCUGAGGCUGCAGAGGGAGGACACCCUCACUUUCCCUCUCACCUCGGAGUCCAUCGGCUGUGUCAUCUCUGAUAUAAUUGGAGCUGCUACCGAAACCACUUCUUCCACCCUAGAAUGGGCCAUGGCGGAGCUCAUCCGCAACCCAGAGGCCAUGGCAAAGGCGCAACACGAGGUCCGCCAGAGGCCCCACGGCGACGGCGUUGUUACGGACCUCGGCGAGCUCCACUAUCUCCGGAUGGUGAUCAAAGAGACGCUAAGGCUGCACCCCGCGGGGAUGUUUCACCGGGCGAGCCAGGAGGACUGCCGGGUCAUGGGCUACCACAUACCUAAGGGCACCUCUGUCGUGAUAAACAGCUUCGCUGUGGGGACGGACCCGGCGCACUGGGGGGAGGACGCCGCCGAGUUCAGGCCGGAGAGGUUCCACGGCAAUGAGAUGGUGGAGUACAUGCAGAUGGAGUUCGUCCCGUUUGGAGCUGGCCGCAGGCAGUGCCCUGGAGCGCUGUUCGCGACCACCAUCAUGGAGCUGGUGCUGGCCAACCUCCUGUACCACUUUGACUGGGCGGUCCCGGGAGGGGAGACGUUGGACAUGGGCGAGGUCUAUGGGUUCAUCGUGCACACUAGGUCCAGCCUGCGCCUGCAGGCAUCAUCUUACCAUCCAGAUCUACAGGAGUAGGAUGACCACUGCUAGCGUACCUAGCUAGCUAGUAGAUGCAUCCAUCCGAGAAGAGAAUUAAUCUACUCUUGCUGCUGCUAGCUGCUGCUGUUUAUCUCUUGUUGUCUAGCUCAUGACUUGUAAAUAAAAAUAAUUCUGCUGUCCCACCAGUUUCUCUUCUAUUCUGUGGUCGGCCACGAUAUGGAUCGAAGUCGGAGGCCAUGGCCGCACGCCGA